GGACGGAGGGGGUAGAGUGUUUAUAGCCCACUACAAAUACUCCGUGGCACUUUUUUAUUUUUAUUAUAUGUGCUUUCGGGUCACCACUUCAGAUUGACUGAGGGGACCUCGUGGCAGAGAACGGCAGCAAGCAACCAGGCGCCCCUGUAGUGCAACGCGGGAACCCGGGAAGACCAUAAACAUAACACCGUUACUUAGUGACAUCAAAGAGCUGGCAAACCUACAAAAACUUUUUUGUUCAACUUCUCCGCAAAACAUAGCGAAAGAAACAGACUGAGGGGGUAAAGCUCUGAGCACUUAAUACACAACAUAGAAGAAGCGGAGUAAAUUAUUUCAGCGUGCGGAAAUAAACGGCUCCAUCCAUCCUUCAAGUGAUCUCUUCUAGUAGCACCUGCAAACAUGACACGAAGAUCAUGCGCGAUUUACGUGGUCGGGAUCCUCUGCGCCAGCCUGUUGGUCGUUGGGAUCGGUUUGGUCGUGGCUCAAGUUUUCCGAGAUUUUAUGCACAACCGUCUGAAAAAGGAGAUUGUUUUAGUGGAGGGCAGCCGGGUGUUUGAGUCCUGGAAAACCCCUCCCCCUCCAGUCUUCAUGGAGUAUUUCUUCUUCAAUGUGACCAAUGUUGAAGAGUUCCUUAAAGGAGCCAAGCCAGUUGUCACCCAGGUUGGACCUUACACAUACAGGGAGUACAGGUAUAAGGAAAACGUAACAAUGGUGGAAAACGGCACAAUGGUGUCUGCGUACAACACUAAAAGCUUUGUGUUCCUGCGAGAGAAGUCUGUGGGUGAUCCAGCUGUGGAUAACAUCACCACCGUCAACAUCCCUGCUUGGGCUGUUAUGAACAAGGUGAAAGGGAGUUUUUUUAAGGCCGCCCUCGUGUCCAUGUGGAUGAGCUCUCUCAAAAGCGACCUCUUCACAACUCGCACUGUAGAUGAGUUGCUUUGGGGCUAUGAAGAUCCAUUGCUGGCCCGCAUUGCCCCGACCAAUCCUGAAGUGGAGACCGUCUUUGGCCUCAUGUACAAGAAAAAUGGAAGUAACGAUGGGGAAUUUGUGUUCCACACUGGACAACAGAACUACCUGGAUUAUGGCCGGGUCAAAACCUGGAAAGGUCAAAGCCAGCUUACUUUCUGGUCAACUAAUGAAAGCAACAGCAUCGUUGGAUCAGAUGGAAGUGCUUUCCAUCCACUGCUGGACAAGAACGAACGCAUUUACAUCUACACUCCAGACCUCUGCAGGACAAUCUACAUGGAGUUUGAGAAAGACGUUGAGGUGAAAGGUAUCCCAGCCUACCGCUUCACACCACCGCGCUCAGUUUUAGCCAGCAAGGAGGAGAAUCCGGACAAUGAAGGUUUCUGCAUCACCCCUAAGGAGUGUCUGGGAACUGGUCUCCUCAAAGUCAGUCCCUGUCGGAAAGGUGCUCCGGUGGUCGCCUCCUUUCCCCAUUUCUACCUGGCAGAAGAGAAAUACGUGGCUGCCAUUGGAGGAAUGUUCCCUAAAAGGAAGCAUCACCAAACGUAUCUGGACCUCAACCCGACCACUGGGGUGAUUGUUCGUGCAAACAAAAGAGCACAGAUUAACAUCCUGAUCAACAGAGUCCCUGGAUUCCCGAAAACAAGAGACCUGAAUGAUACAAUCUUUCCCGUCAUGUUUAUCAAUGAGAGCGUGGUGAUUGAUGAUGCAUCUGCAGCAAGAGUACAGAAGCUACUGCUGAUUGUCAAUUUGGUGUCCAACUUCCCUCUCCUUAUUGUGGGGCUGGGUGGUAUCAUGCUCUUAGUUUUCAUCAUCCUUGUGGUCCGGGCUCGCCAGCAGAAGAAUGAAGUUAAGCACAUUGUGUUUACCAAGGCUGUCUAUGCUACUUCUGCUGAAGAUGACACCUCUUACUCUGCAGUCAAUGCCAAGGAAAAGGAUGAUCCCCAAAAUGGAAGCUACAUUGGUCUGCCACUGUCAACGGAAAUUAAGUUUGUGGAGGAAGAAGAAAAAGGGGCUUUUUAAAGCAGAGUGGGUGGUUGGGGGUAGAGGAAGGGGAAAUGUAUUUUUGUCUCAAACAUCUUGUAGUAUAUGUUCUUAGUUAAACUCACGGAGAGCUAACUAAAGUCCAGAUUCAACACAGUCAGUUUCCUGAAAGAUUGUUAUGUUUUGUUGUUUAUCUGUUGUUGGUGAUGUAAAAUUAUUGACACCAGGUUGCUGUUCUUUAAUGACCAGAUAUGGAGAGUACAGUUUGUAGUGGUUUUAAAACAAACACACUUUAAAUCUGACAUGUGAGAUGAAUGUGCCUUUAAUGCUGCACCCUCAGUCUGUUUGGCUACCUGGUUUCCUUUGCUUUGAGCUAAAUGCAUUCAGAUCAUUGGGGCUGACUACUUCAUAAAAUGGACACAGAGGGACAUUUGAAGGAGCAGGGUUUUGAAAUCCAUUAACAGUAUUUUUAUAUGUCGAGGGGUGGGGAGGCUCAUUAUGGAUGCAGUCAAACAUUAUUAAAGCAGGAAAAAAGCACACUUAGAAGUCUUCCCUUCUUGCAGGCUUUUAGACCAACUGAGUAUUAUUAUGUGUCAUUUGCAUUUCAUCCUAAAAUUCAAUAAUGCAAACGUUUUCACAACUCAUCAUUGUAUGUUCACGCACAUAUUUAGGUUUGUGCACAUGUUGAGAACUUGACAUUUACAUCAACACUAUGUUUUGAACUACUUACAUUCUUCUCCGUGUAUGAUGGGGAUUAAUAUCAAACAAAACACUGCAUAUUUGAAUACUUUAGAUUUGUAAAGAAAUACAUAGUUUGCAUUUGUAAAUGUAAAUGUAGACAUCAAAUGUAGAGAUUAAAUGGAGAACAUUUCAAGUUUGAGCUUCUCAAAUAUCUUCUACUCCCAUAAUGUGCAACAGCUUCCUCAGUCAUUUAAAGUCCUGAACAUGACAGGAAAUGUGCCAUGUGUAACUGCUCAUACUAACUUUGCUAUUUGAAAAAUGUUUUAAAUGCUGUAGUUGUGCCUUUAAAAGGAUCAGUGUUACUGGAUUUUUUUGCCUUUGAUCUGUAUUAUUUUCUGAAACUAAGUGCCAUGAAAAUUAUCUUCAGGUGCCACUUCAUGUAAUCUUGAAAAUGCUGCAGAAUCACCUGAUUUAAGCUGUGAUAAGUCUUGCUGUCAAUAUUACUCCUAUAUUGAAUGUAAUUCAGUCAUUUCACGCCAGCUCGUCAGCCACACUAUAAUAAUCGCAAUGUGUAUAUCAGACAAUAAUGGAGGCAUUUGAUUCAACUAUUUCUGUUUGAUGUUUUCUUUAAUCCAACUUCCUACAGUAAGAAACCUUGAGCAAAGACAAGUUAAUAGAAUUUCCAUGAUUUGUUUUUUUUUUUUUUUUAUUCAUCUGAGGUGUGAAUUUAUAGAUAACUCUUGUUUGUGAUGCAGAAUACACAGUAGUACACAAUAUUAGUAUAGUUGUUUUUAAAGAAGAUAAAUUAUUUUGUUACAUUGAUAUAAACCAAAACACAUACAUUGCCACAUGGACUCAACACUGGGAUACUUUGUGUCACAUUUUGAUUACACAUGGUUAUUUCUGAAAUUAUUGUUACUGCUAUAUCCACAUUUUCGUCUGAUUGCUAGCUUGUUUUAAAAUGUUGACUGUUUUUUACUCUGUACACAAAAAUAAAAAGUAGUUUCAGUA
Messenger RNA from Melanotaenia boesemani (Boeseman's rainbowfish), 3642 nucleotides. Its product is annotated as lysosome membrane protein 2-like. Gene Ontology annotation, biological process: protein targeting to lysosome; receptor-mediated endocytosis. The coding region runs from base 400 to 1989 and encodes 529 amino acids. The record is from RefSeq and is a predicted model, not a curated record. NCBI's taxonomy places the organism in Eukaryota, Metazoa, Chordata, Actinopteri, Atheriniformes, Melanotaeniidae. Gene Ontology annotation, molecular function: scavenger receptor activity. Gene Ontology annotation, cellular component: cytoplasm; lysosome; membrane. The transcript has 13 exons.